AGCAGAGGUUCAAAAAGUGUUAAACCAUCGAACUGUCAAGAUGGUUAUGGUAAAAGUGCGAGAAGAAACACAUUCAUUUAAUCACGGUCAUCAACAUACCCCUGUACAUGGACAUCGCCAUGUCCAUCAUCACCAUGGACACAACAGCCCUGUACAUACGUUGAAGUCCUUAUUUGGGAAAUACCGACAUCUCCGAUGUUCAUCACCCAAGUUAUGUUUAUCUACACCGAAAAGCAAGCGAUUGUCUGAGUCCAAGAGAAACUGUCUCGGUGGUGAAAUCAGAAGACCCUUUUUGAUUAAUAAAAAAGGCGGCGAGGACAAUGAUUCUGUGUUCAUUAAGGAAGAUUUCAAACUUGGAAAACUUCUCGGAGCCGGGGGUUUUGGUUCUGUGUAUAUGGCAAAUGGAAAAUCUGGACAUGGAUCAAUGGCAAUAAAAGUAUUGAAGAAACCCACCAUGAGUAAAAACCCCGAUGCCAUGUUUGAAAGUUUCAAAGCCGAGCUUCGGUGUAUGCAACUCUCUCAUCCCAAUGUUGUCCAAUCACUUGGAGCCACACAUAUGACGUCAUUCGAAGAGGGAGCAUGGGUCGUUAUGGAGUAUGUCGGCGAAAGAACCCUGCAGGCCGUGCUCAACGAAUCUCAGGUUGACAUAACAAUUGAGCUCAGACUGAAAUUUGCCAUUCAGAUAGCUCAGGGUCUGAAAUAUCUCCAUGACAACAGCAUUGUACAUUUGGACAUUAAACCCGCCAACAUUCUCAUCACUCCCGACGGUGACUGUAAAAUUGGUGACCUAGGAUGCUCCCAGAUUUUAGAAGAGGGGACCGGAAGGGUAAGUCCCACCCAGAGGUCGUCCCUCACCGGCACAUUUGCAUAUCGCGCACCAGAACUACUUCGCGGUGACGCGCCUACCAGGAAAGCAGACAUUUACUCAUUCGGUAUUACCAUGUGGCAAAUGCUAGCACGUGAUAAUCCGUAUGGCAACGAGAACCAGCACGUGGUAAUCUUCGGAGUUGUGGCAUAUGGCCACCGUCCGAAACACCCAAACAUGUCCGAGCAAAACCCAUUUGAACUUUGCUACCGUGACCUAUAUUCGCAGUGUUGGGAUUCGACGCCCCAAAAUCGACCGUCUGCAGAUGAGUUGGUGGAAGUGCUCGAUAUCUGGAAGAACCAGUUGUAAUAGUUCCUAAGAAACUGACUACAUAUGAAAACAUCUGUAAUUAUUUGUGAAUUUAACUCGGUGGAUUUAAGAGGAGAGAACGAUUGGCAAGGCUUACAUGUUUCAAAAACUGAUGUAAUACAUGAAAGAGCCAUCAAUGUACAGGCAUAAUAUAGAAAUGCAAUGUGUUUAAAAUUAAAUAUGUUAUGAUCCUAUUGGUCCAGGGGUUUUCCCUGUUUGUAUAUUCAUGUAUCAUAUGUAAAUUUGAAAAUCAAAAGAAUGUAUAGUUAUUUAUCUGCUGAUUUUCACAACUGUUAUAAUUUUACAAUGGUUAUAUUUACCCAUUUACAUUUAUUAUGUGUCAAGUGUUCUAUUUUUUUGCCUGUCUAGCGUCUUAUUUACGCGAUGUCUGUCUAACGUCUUAUUUACACGAUGAAUGUCGAACGUUCUUUUUGUACAAUGUCUGUCUUACGUCUAAUUUACAUGAUGUCUGUCUUAUGUCUAACUUACACGACGUCUGUCGGACGUCUAAUUUGCGCAAUGUCUCCCCUACGUCUUAUUUACACAAUGUCUGUCUAAUGUCAUAUUUGCACAGUGUCUGUCUUACGUCUUAUUAACACAAUGUCUGUCUUACGUCUUAUUUACACAAUGUCUGUCUUACGUCUUAUUUACACAAUGUCUGUCUAAUGUCCUAUUUGUACAGUGUCUGUCUUACGUCUUAUUUACACGAUGUCUGUCUUACGUCUUAUUUACACAAUGUCUGUCUUACGUCUUAUUUACACAAUGUCUGUCUAAUGUCCAAUUCACACAAUUUCUGUCUUACGUCUUAUUUUCACAAUGUCUGUCUAAUGUCCUAUUUGCACAGUGUCUGUCUAAUGUCUUAUGUACACAAUGUCUGUCUAAUGACUUAUGUACACUGUGUCUGUCUGACGUCUUGUGUUUACUUAAUGUUUGUUGUUAUAUUUUCGGUAUUUUAACUUCCUAGUUGUACAAUGCCUAUUGGCAUUUUUAUACAUUGUGUUUUCUUUCCACUCUGUUUACAAUGUUUAACUUCCUGGUUAUUCACAAUGGAUGUCGUCCUAUUCUCGUAGUAUAUGUAUUAAAGUAUACAUCCAAAUUCUUAGAGCUGUAAGCUAUCCGUCCUACAUCUAAUCGAUGUUGUCUGCUAUACGUCCUAACUUUAAAUGUAGGACGUUUGACGUAUAGUUGUGAAAGUUUACGUCAAACUUCCAACAUUCAAAGUUCAAGUACAUGGCAUGGAAUCUCCAAUACCAGUGUUUGUCACGCCCUAUUCAUCAUUUCUUGUACAUCAAAUUGUGCUCAUGAUUUUUUCUGAAGUUUCUCUAUUCAUAGUUUCCAUUAUUUCCAUAUACUUAAUCGUUGAACGUGCUGUCCUUAUCUUUCCCAAUUUCCUCUUCAGCGUCCAAAGAACGCUGCAGUAAUUAUUGAUAAACGGUUAUUUGUGUUGUAAACGCUAUGUUCGAUUUCGUAUUUUUCCGCUGUUGUGGAGAGUAUUUCGGACGAACGUUAUACACUUUAACACACUGUAAUAUGAAACAUACUUUUUUUCUCGGGGAGUUCUUCUACAACGGAAACAUUUUUCCUGUUAAUCUGAACCCCUCUACCUACCCAUUCACUCUAUAUUUUCCGCCUGUAUGCAUAUUACCUAUGCAGCUAAUUUUGAUUUUAAACUAGUAGGUUACGACGCGGCGUACAUUUACGUCUUUUAACCAUGGGUUUGGUUCAAAUAUUGUUAUACAUAAGUUGCCCAAGAUUUUGGAUUUAUAUCUAUAUUAAGGAAAUAGUAAAAAAAUAUUUGCUUUCAUAUUUUUAUACAAAACAAACAAAAAAAUGGAAAAAGAUGUUUAUGAUUUUUAGUACGGAUAUUGGUGUCCCUUGAAAGUGUUCGGGGCCUGUUUACUUAAAUUAAACUUUCGAUUAUUUCUCCUCUUUUGAUGUUCUCGUAGCACACAAUUCUUAAUAGUUUUGCUUCAAAAGAGACUCUGUAGUCAUCAUUUAUUAUACCGCAAUAAAAAAAUGUUCAUGAUAUUGUGUGUAAUUGUCAUGUGGAUUAUAAAAAGAAAGAAAAAUAAAACAUUUACGAAAUAAAAUUAGUCUUUUUGUAACCUU
Molecule: messenger RNA, 3283 nt
Organism: Mizuhopecten yessoensis (Yesso scallop)
Lineage: Eukaryota; Metazoa; Mollusca; Bivalvia; Pectinida; Pectinidae
Product: serine/threonine-protein kinase mos-like
Exons: 1
Coding region: 41-1174 (377 amino acids)
Biological process (GO): protein phosphorylation
Molecular function (GO): ATP binding; protein kinase activity
Source: RefSeq, a predicted model, not a curated record